Messenger RNA from Cavia porcellus (domestic guinea pig), 5959 nucleotides. RefSeq names its product T-box transcription factor 20 (gene Tbx20). Gene Ontology annotation, molecular function: RNA polymerase II cis-regulatory region sequence-specific DNA binding; DNA-binding transcription factor activity, RNA polymerase II-specific. Bases 445 to 1785 code for a protein of 446 amino acids. The record is from RefSeq and is a predicted model, not a curated record. Lineage: Eukaryota; Metazoa; Chordata; Mammalia; Rodentia; Caviidae. The transcript has 9 exons. Gene Ontology annotation, biological process: cell fate specification; positive regulation of DNA-templated transcription; heart looping. Gene Ontology annotation, cellular component: nucleus.
GAGCCCUGGAAGCCCGGGCUCGGCUUCCCGGCUCCCGCGCCCUUGCAUGCUGCAGGGCCAUCACCAUCCAAGCAGCCUGGGCCGCCACAGCUGUCCCCAGCGGGGGGCGGGGAAGGACGCGGAGGGGUGCGGCGGUCCCUGGGCGGUGCGCGGCGGACGCUCGGCCCCGGCCUCGGCUAGCCUGAGCUCUGCCCUGCGCCCCUUGUCUGCGCGCCUCCCCGAGUCCCCGGCCGUUCCCCUGUCCUCUCCUACUGCCAGCGAACGUCGCUGUUCCUCCGGACUUUGCCGAGACACCGACAGGCCAGCGAGCAGCUCCGGGGAGGACACUCCAGCUGACCCUCCCGGAAUUCCCUGCCCCCGGUGACCGAUCUCGGAACCUUCGCGCUGCGUUUUGGGUCUUUGUCUCCCUGGGGACGCCGCACGGCCUGGAGCGCGCCGGGGACCAUGGAGUUCACGGCAUCCUCCAAGCCCCAGCUGUCCUCCCGGGCCAAUGCUUUCUCCAUCGCGGCGCUCAUGUCCAGCGGCGGCUCCAAGGAGAAGGAGGCGGAGAGCACCAUCAAACCCCUGGAGCAAUUUGUAGAGAAGUCGUCCUGCGCCCAGCCCCUGGGUGAGCUGACCAGCCUGGAUGCUCAGGGAGAGUUCGGCGGGGGAGGUAGCAGCAGCCCUUCUUCCUCCUCACUGUGCACUGAGCCUCUGAUCCCCACCACCCCCAUAAUCCCCAGCGAGGAAAUGGCCAAAAUCACCUGCAACCUAGAGACCAAGGAGCUGUGGGACAAGUUCCACGAGUUGGGCACAGAAAUGAUCAUCACCAAGUCUGGCAGGAGGAUGUUUCCCACCAUCCGGGUGUCAUUCUCAGGCGUGGAUCCUGAGGCUAAGUACAUCGUGCUGAUGGACAUCGUGCCAGUGGACAACAAGAGAUACCGCUAUGCCUACCACCGCUCCUCCUGGCUGGUGGCCGGCAAGGCCGACCCCCCACUGCCUGCCAGACUCUAUGUGCACCCUGAUUCUCCCUUUACUGGUGAGCAGCUACUCAAACAGAUGGUGUCCUUCGAGAAGGUGAAACUCACCAACAAUGAACUGGACCAACAUGGCCAUAUAAUUCUGAACUCCAUGCAUAAGUACCAGCCUCGGGUGCACAUCAUUAAGAAAAAAGACCACACGGCCUCACUGCUCAACCUGAAGUCUGAGGAGUUCAGAACGUUCAUCUUUCCAGAGACCGUCUUCACGGCCGUGACAGCCUACCAGAAUCAGCUGAUAACCAAGCUGAAAAUAGACAGCAAUCCUUUUGCCAAAGGAUUCCGGGACUCCUCCAGGCUCACUGACAUUGAGAGAGAAAGCGUGGAGAGCUUAAUCCAGAAGCAUUCCUAUGCCCGCUCGCCCAUCCGCACCUAUGGAGGAGAAGAGGACGUCCUGGGGGAAGAGAGCCAGACAACCCCAAAUCGAGGGUCAGCCUUUACCACAUCUGACAACUUGUCGCUCAGCUCCUGGGUAUCAUCUUCUUCCAGUUUUCCUGGAUUUCAGCAUCCACAAUCCCUGACUGCUCUUGGCACCAGCACAGCGUCCAUAGCGACACCCAUUCCGCAUCCCAUACAGGGUUCUCUGCCACCCUACAGCCGCCUGGGGAUGCCUCUGACCCCAUCUGCCAUUGCCACCUCCAUGCAGGGGAGUGGCCCUACCUUCCCUUCCUUCCACAUGCCAAGGUACCAUCACUACUUCCAGCAGGGACCCUAUGCGGCCAUCCAGGGACUGCGCCAUUCCUCCGCCGUGAUGACACCCUUUGUAUGACUCUUCCAGAAGUGGAGCAUCUAGAUCCAGAAUGUGCAAGUUAGAAGAAUCUUCUGAGAGGCAAUACUGACCGUAUGACAAACUGCAGUUCAUUUCUACUUAUGGGAAGUGGAAACCCAUAGAGAAAUAUUUGUAGUGCUAUACUUAAGCAUGUUUCAUUUCCUUUACAUUAGUUCACCAGGGAAGGAGGUGAAAUCAUUCUGAUGCGUCCUGUUGUGUGGAUGAAGAUGUGGUGUUGCCUUCACCAAGCUCUUCUUGCAAUACCGAUGGACCUAUGCUCAACCAACUUGGUAUUCAGUCUUGUCUUCUUCUGUCCAAUCCCCUCUGCCUUGCAGCUACUUGCCAGUAAUAGAGGAAAACUCUUCCAAAUACAGUGCUGAAGCAAGGAUUGUCUGUGUUCCUGUGCAGAACUGAAGUUUGCACUCUUCUGAUCCAUCCACUGAGGGCACAGCACAGCCUCUGUGUGUGAUGUGUGGGGCUUGCUUCCUCUCACAGCUGCAAUAAAAGAUAGCUGCUCUUUUCCAAAGGAAUUUCUCUGCCAUGGAAGCCUAAGGCCCUUCCAGGUCCCCUUUAGCUUUGGGUGACUUGACUGAUGUAAGAGUGAAUUGGGCCAAAUUCUCAUUUUUGAUACAUCUGCUUUGUUGCCGCUGCCACUGACCAAGGGAUUUGAGAAUGACCAUUUCGAUGCCUGGAUAGCCACAAUUCAAUGUGCGCUCAUGAGCAACCAUUGGCUGCGUAGCUAAUUCAUUCUGUUUUCUUACUGUGUUGCCAUUUUUCUAAGUUCCUAAUAUGUAAUUGCAUGUUAAUUCCAUGACUGCCUGGCUGACAUGUUGGCAGUUCUUAUAAGUAAAUUAAAGCUUUGUCCACUUUAUUUUUAACUAGUGAUAUCUUCUUAAGCAUUCUUUGUGUGUAUAAUAAUAGUUAAUUAUAGUUUAGUUCUAUAAGGUUCUAUAUAACCCAUAUGUUAUAUUUUUUGAAACAUGUAUAUCUUAGCAUUUACAAUCAGGGUAAACACAUUUGGUCAUGUGCAACAGUUUAUUUCCCUAAUCAGGAACUUAAUGAAGUUAAUAAUCUUUCAAUUUUGGACAUAAUCAUCUCCACCACAGAAUGUAAUCUGUGUUCUCAGCAAAUUUCCCCAAAACUCUAGUUUAAUUUUUUGUAUGUCAUUUCCAUUCUAUUUCUUUCUUACUGCAAAAGUAUUGAAUCUGUUAAAAGAGAUGGGAAAUAUUGCUACUGACAGUAAAACUAUAUUUUAGGUAAAUGCAAUAUACUUAUCACAUCAGACUCCCGUGGGGUUUUACUUGGUUGUGUUAAUGUUAGCCUUUUCCAUAUUAGCUGCCUUUACUGGACUUCUCCAGCCUGUGACACACACAUCAUGGCAUACUCCGAUUAUGUGGUGCUGUUUCUGGAUUUUGGACGCACCAUCCUCCAUUGAACCCCAAAGUUUACUUACAAAGAACCAUGGAUAUGUUAGUCAAGUAUUUUAAAGUCCUAUGCCAAACACUGUAGGUUCAUUUGUGGUUGCUUGCAUGUUAUACAGUAUCCAUGGGUAGUUUGUUUUCAACGUAUAAAUGUGCAUUUCUUUAAAAAGACAGUUAUGAUCAAUAUUUUAAAAUAAAUACCCAUAGAGAUGGGGGGCUUAAUAUUUACUAGUUGGCUUGUUGCUACUGCUCCUUUGAAUUCAACAAUAGCUGCUUAAAGCAGAAAUAACAGGAGAUGCUAUUUUACACUAUGCCAUCCAAUAUCCUGAGAAAUUCCUCAUUUCCUAGAAUCUGUGGACUUUCUUUUCAAAGAGAAAGAAAGGAUUAUUUUAAUUCUAUUUUGACAGCUCUCUCAAUCUGUAUUUACAAAUUUUUUGCUAAAUAUGGUUUUGUAUCAGUAUUUCUUGCCUGUAUCACUUUGUUUUGUUUGUUAAGCAAAUAGAAACUGCAAUAUGUAGACCACUUACAGAAAAGUGAAGCAUACUUGGGAAAAUCAGAACUAAAAUUCUGAAUUAAGGUCUGUCAGUGUAGAAAUCACCUCAACCAGAAGCACAAAGGAAGUGGAGCUGGGCUGAACCACAAUCUCUGUAGUCACAGAGAAGAGAGAUGCACCCACUGGCCCUUCUGUGCUAUGACGGCUCUUGGUUCUAAUUAACUCCUUGGUAGGAAAGUUAGUGUGUGAAAUUCCAAAGUUUGCCCUCCCAAAAUUGACUGCUAGAAUCAGAUAGUUAAUAGGAAAGUUGACUGACUAGUAAUAACCUUAAGUUAUUUGGAAUAAACUCAAGAUUUUCCCUCUAAGGCUAUGACAGUAUCAAAGAUGACUGCUGACAUGGGAUGCUGCCACAGACAGGAGGACCUGCCAGACCCACCUUACUGAACAUUAAGGAAUUAGUUCAAAACUAAGUAGGUUCUGCAUUUGCAAUUCAUUUUUCAACAUUUAUCAAUAAUUCCAAGUUCAGUGAUUCUUUUUAAUUAUUUAGUAAAUCUUUCCCCCUCCUCUGGCAACCCUUAGCAUUACAUAGGUAAAUAUACUUAGCUUGCAUCUAAAAUACCACAAAAGGUUAGGCAACGCAGUCUAGAUUCAUGGCUUUGUGCUGUGUCACUGGCUUAUUUGAGUUUAGAGCAAAAGUAUAAUGUCUGUAAGGCUCAUCAGUGCUACUACGUGGGCAUAGAGUACCUAGUGUUAAGCCUCCUGGUAAUGAUUCUUCAUCUAGCCAAAGACCUUUGUAGGAGCCACCUAUUUCAAUAUCUGUGUCCCCCAUCUCUGGUAUUUUGUUUCUCCAGCUCUUCCCCAAAUAAAAAUAAAAACAACCAAGAAAUAGACUUAGGUGUCAAGUAUAAUCAGCGCACUGUGCUUAUGGAUCUCUGGGAGAGCUGUUACGACACUUACCUCAUCUCUGUAUCACAGAUAAGCUUUUUAGGCUGACUUACCCAUAUAAAUCUGAAUUAUAUUGAGGAAGGUCGCCUUCAAAGUGGAUGGAAUGACUAACCCCCCAUUAAAAUCACAGAUGUACCCAGGUAGGGUGGUGCAUGCCUGUAGUCUCUGCACCUUUUUUAGCUCUGCCUACACAACUGAGCAACUUAACAAGACACUCUCAAAAUAUGAAAAGAUCUAGGGAUUCACUUGGUGAAAAAGUCCUGGGUUCAACACCCAGCACUGCAAAAUAAAAAUACACAGACAAGCUUAGCAGUGACUCAGUAACUAAAGCUCCAAAUAUCAGUUCUAUAAUGUACAGGGUACCAUAUUGCAAGAAAACUAUUUUUAUUCAAUCUUCCAUUGACUAAGGAAAAUGAUUUUCAUUGUUUAAUGGGCAGGGAAUUGAUAGUUAUUAAAAUAAAACACUACUAUGCCCCAAAUCUAGACAAAGCACUAGAGAGAUUUUCAGCUUGCUCCUCUAGAGAGCUGUGCCUGAGGAAGGUAGGUUUUAUGUGAAUUUUUAUAUUCCUUUAAAAUGAGUUUUGUAAGCCAGCAAAGUAAAGGCUAAAAACUCUUAAACUUUAGAAAAAUCAUAAAUCUCUUUCUUCACCACUUACUAAUCCAUGCCAGCUAUAAAAUAUCCCAACAUUUAUCUUUCUUCAGCAUGCUUAAAUAUAGAAAGAUUCGUUUAUGAAUAUUUGGUAGGCACAUAAUCCACAAGAAUUUUCCAGCCUUUUUUUCUCUGUCUGUCCAUCAAAUAAUCUUGAUUCCCACCUUUUUAUAAAUGCAAUAUAAAUGCCCUGGGAAUAAGGAAAUAAAAACAUUUUUGUGAAAUGAUACACCAGGACAAAAGUACAAUGUGUUGUAUUUUAUUUCUGGUACAUUCACAUACUGUGGUUAGUUUUCUUUUUUUGGUUUUGAUUUUCAGAAACAUGAAAGAAUUCUUUUAUUUCCAGAAGAAUGAAAUUGGAUGUAGCCCCUUUAGUAGACUGUCACAGUUUUUUUGUUUGCUGUGUCUUCAUUUGCUUAAUGGAUUGUGUGAGAACAGUCACCAUAAUGCAGUGUGUGUGUUGGGGGUGGGGGGCUGGGCAUGGGAAAUGUUUUAUGGAAAAAAGUUAUAAGCCUAAUACUAUGAAGUAACAUCUAAUGAAGUUCUUUUUAAGUGCAAUAUAUUUAUUUCUGCUAGAAAUGUAUUAUCAACCUUAUGUAAUAUUUGAAGCAUUACAUGUUAUUUGUAAACAGCUUAAAAUUAUAUAUUACUCCAAAUUGUACAGAA